This is a messenger RNA of Charadrius vociferus (killdeer), 2361 nucleotides long. RefSeq lists its product as uncharacterized. Lineage: Eukaryota; Metazoa; Chordata; Aves; Charadriiformes; Charadriidae. The record is from RefSeq and is a predicted model, not a curated record. The annotation marks the transcript as partial. The transcript has 2 exons.
GUGGCACCCGGGGCGCAAGGGACGUCCCCUCUGGAACUGGACCACCGUUGACACAAGAGAGGCCAUCGUUGAUGGGAGAGGGGGCACCCGGGGCGCAAGGGACGUCCCCUCUGGAACUGGAGGUGGCCCCGUGGAGACAAGAAAGGCCACCGUUGACACAAGAGAGGCCAUCGUUGAUGGGAGAGGGGGCACCCGGGGCGCAAGGGACGUCCCCUCUGGAACUGGAGGUGGCCCCGUGGGGACAAGAGAGGUCGUCAGCGAGCAGGGAGGUGGCACCUGGGGCACAAGGGACGUCCCCUUUGUCAUUGGAGAUGACCCCCUGGGGACAAGAGAGGUCUUCAUCGACUCAAGAGAGGCCACCAUUGAUAAGAGAGGUGGCACCUGGGGCACAAGGGACGUCCCCUUUGGAACUGGAGGUGCCCCCGUGGGGACAAGAGAGGUCUUCACUGACACAAGAGAGGUCUUCACUGACAAGAGACAGACCACCGCUGACACAAGGGACGUCCCCUUUGUCAUCGGAGAUGGCUCCAUGGGGACAAGAGAGGUCUUCAUUGACGCAAGAGAGGCCACCGUUGACCAGAGAGGUGGCACCUGGGGCACAAGGGACAUCCCCUUUGGAACUGGAGGUGGCCCCAUGGGGACAAGAAAGGCCACUGUUGAUGCAAGAGAGACCACCGUUGACAAGAGAGGUGGCACCUGGGGCACAAGGGACGUCCCCUUUGGCAUUGGAGGUGGCCUCAUGGGGACAAGACACGUCAUCGUUGACACAAGAGAGGCCACCUCUGACACAAGGGAUGUCCCCUUUAGCACUGGAGAUGGCCCCAUGGGGACAAGAGAGGCCACCACCAGGACGAGAGAUGGCACCUGGGGCACAAGGGCUGUCCCCUUUGGCACUGGAGCUGGCCCCGUGGGGACAAGAGAGGCCACCACCAGGACGAGAGAUGGCACCUGGGGCACAAGGGACGUCCCCUUUGGCAUCAGAGGUGGCCCCGUGGGGACAAGAGAGGUCUUCGUUGACUCGAGAGAGGCCACCGUUGACGCACGGGACGUCCCCUUUGGCACUGGAGCUGGCCCCGUGGGGACAAGAGAGGCCACUGCUGACCAGAGAGGUGGCACCCGGGGCACAAGGGCUGUCCCCUUUGGCACUGGAGAUGACCCCCUGGGGCCAAGAGAUGUCACCGUUGACACCAGAGACGGCACCGCUGACACGAGUGACAGCACCAUGGGGCCAAGAGAUGCCACCAUUGACACGAGAGGUGGCACCUGGGACACAAGGGACAGCCCCUUUGGCACCCCAGAUGGUCCCGUGGGGACAAGGAACGUCACCUUUGACACCAGAAACGGUGCCUGGGACACAAGGGACAUCCCCUUUGGCACCAGAGAUGCCCCCACGGGGACAAGAAAGGCCACCGCUGAUGGGAGAGGUGGCACCUUCGGCGCGAGAGAUGUCCCCUUUGGCACCAGAGCCAUCCCCGUGGGGACAAGAGGUGUCACCUUUGAGAGGCGGGACGGUGCCCAGGACACAAGGGACGCCCCCUUUGGCAGCAGAGACGUCCCCAUGGGCACGGGAGGUGGCACCUACACGAGAGGCGUCACCCGGGGCACAAGGGACAUCCCCUUGGGGAUACGAAAUGUCCCCUUUGGCACGAGAGACGGUGCCCGGGGAACACGGGGCGUCCCUUGUGGCACCAGAGAUGUCCCCAUGGACACAAGAGACAUCACCUACCCCACGAGAGAUGGCACCUGGGGGACAGGGGACGUCCCCUUUGGCACCAGAGAUGUCCCCAUGGCCUCGAGAGACGUCACCUACUCGAGAGAUGGCACCUGCGGGACACGGGACGUCCCCUUUGGCAGCAGAGAUGUCCCCAUGGCCACGAGAGACGUCACCUACUCAAGAGAUGGCACCUGCGGGACACGGGACGUCCCCUUUGGCAGCAGAGAUGUCCCCAUGGCCACGAGAGACGUCACCUACCCAAGAGGUGGCACCUGCGGGACACGGGAUGUCCCCUUUGGCACCAGAGACGUCCCCACGGACACGAGAGACAUCCCCUUUGGCACAAGAGAUGUCACCUUCCUCACAGGGGACGUCCCCUUGGACGGACGUGACGGCGCCCGGGGCCCCAGGGACGUCCCCGAGGGAGGGUUUUCCCCGGGGGGGCCCUUGGGGACCUCCGCCAGGGGGUCCCAAGAGAGGUGCCAAGGGACGUCCCCGAAGGGGUCUCCAGAGACGUCCCCAAAGGGGUCCCCAGAGAGGAGCCAACAGAUGUCCCCAAAGGGGUCUCCAGAGAUGUCCCCAAAGAGGAGCCAAGAGAUGUCCCCAAAGGGGCCCCCGGAGACGUCCCCGUCGGGGUUCCCGGAGAG